AAACUGACUGAUGAUAAUCUUUGUUGUCCAAAAAGCCUAUCAUCUGGGUCAGGAGGAGACGGACUGGUUUGAGAAGCCGAGGGAGGCUCGCGCCAACCGCUCCAGACACCAUGGGAGUGCAGGCCACAUCUCCACAGGUAGACAACAGACCGGCGCCAAUGUGAAGCACACCUACCAUGACUACGACGAGCCCCCCGAGGAGCAGGACCUGUGGCCUCAAGAUGAGUACAACAACCAACCUCGCCACCCCUCGUCCACCUCAUCAUCCCGUGACCACCGUGGUUACCAUGGCAGUAGCGGCGGCAGUUCGGGGAGGCACUCAUCUUCCCGACACUCUGGCGAGGAGCCCCGGUCGUCCAGCCGCUCCUCCAGAACACACCCCAAAGACCCAUCCGCCCGCUCUGAGGGCCGUGGAUCCUCCUCCACCCAGAAGAGGGGAGGCUCGGAACCCCGUUCCUCCCGGGAGGGCUACCGGGAUCGGGACUCUGGGGACUACUCCUCCCGUGAUCCGGCCUCUGGACACCACCGUGAGGGCACCGGGGGCAGGGGUCAGAGGCCACCGGGCUCGUCUUCCAGGAGACAGGAGGGGGUGCCCUCUGCAGGGGCCAAGCAGGGCCUGGGGCAGCAACCCCAGGGUGGUCCAGGGGGGCCCCAGCAGCAGGGGCAGCGUUCCAGUGGGCAGUCCCAGUCAGGCAGACCGCCUGGGUCCCAGGGGCCAGACGGGGGACAGCCAGCCCAGCAGCCUGGCCAGCAGCAGCAACGCACCCAGCAGCAGCAGCAGCAGCCCCUGCAGCAGAGCCAGCUUCCUCAGACCACUGCUGGUGGGCCUCAGGCCAAUCCAGGGACCGCAGGGCCAGGUCCCAUGGCAGGACCAGGGACAGGACCAGGGACAGGACCAGGUACAGGACCAGGGGCAGGACCAGGAGUGGCACAGCACCAGGAUAAACCUGUCCAGACUCCGGCACAAGGCCGGCAGCCAGCUGGACCCGCCACAGGCCAGUCACCAACCACAGUCGUGACCCCUGCUACACCUGCAGCAGCCAUUGGGGGGGUGAAACCUGCAGCAGCGAUUGGAGGGGCAGCAGCAGCACAGCCUCCCAAGACAGUCACACCCCCCCUCACAGGCAUUGGCUCUAAAGCAGCCCCUCCUGGAGGGAUAGGUAGCAGGCCUGGAGGGAUAGGUGGGAUCGGCAGUGCAGCGGCAGGCCAGCCUCCAGCGGACGGGGGAAACGUUCUCACCAAUAUCCUGGGAGGGGCGGGAGGGGCUGCCGAGCAGGCAGGGAAACUGGGUGAUGGUAAGGCCCUGAGUGCCUGA
Molecule: messenger RNA, 1315 nt
Organism: Oncorhynchus nerka (sockeye salmon)
Lineage: Eukaryota; Metazoa; Chordata; Actinopteri; Salmoniformes; Salmonidae
Product: protein bassoon-like
Exons: 3
Coding region: 11-1315 (434 amino acids)
Biological process (GO): protein localization to synapse; presynaptic active zone assembly
Cellular component (GO): GABA-ergic synapse; axon; cytoskeleton of presynaptic active zone
Molecular function (GO): structural constituent of presynaptic active zone
Source: RefSeq, a predicted model, not a curated record